This is a messenger RNA of Zingiber officinale, 2056 nucleotides long. Its product is annotated as 4-coumarate--CoA ligase-like 7. The coding region runs from base 50 to 1711 and encodes 553 amino acids. The record is from RefSeq and is a predicted model, not a curated record. NCBI's taxonomy places the organism in Eukaryota, Viridiplantae, Streptophyta, Magnoliopsida, Zingiberales, Zingiberaceae. The transcript has 6 exons. Gene Ontology annotation, molecular function: CoA-ligase activity.
AAAUGAUGCAUUUUUCUUCAUAUCCGAAAAUAGGAAAGAAAAGAAAAAAAUGGAGAAGCGAAAUGCUGCUCACCCAAUUCCGACUCCGCCCUCCCUCCGCCUGCUCUCUAGCGGCUUCCACGCCCCAUCCAGAACCUUCCAGAGCCUUCGACCCUCCGUUCCACUUCCGCCAAUCGAGCGCCGCCUCAACGUCGCGGCCUACGCCUUCUCCCUCCUUCCUUCCCCGCUCCCCUCCAACCCCGCCCUCGUCGACGCCGCCACCGGAGACACCGUUAGCUUCCCCAAGCUGCUCUCACAGAUCCGAUCCCUCGUCUCCGCCCUCCGAUCGCACGCCGGCAUCGACAGGGGCCACUGCGUCUUCGUCCUCGCCCCGACGAGCCUCGACAUUCCCCCGCUCUACCUCGCUCUGCUCUCCAUCGGCGCCGUCGUCUCCGCCGCCAACCCUGCCUCCACCCCGCGCGAGAUCUCCCACUUCCUUUCCCUCUCCAACCCCCGCGUCGCCUUCGCCACCUCCGCCACCGCCGCCAAGCUCCCCGCGGGCCUCGCCACCAUCAUCCUCGACUCGCCACGCUUCCGCUCGUUUCUCGACGGCGGCGAUGGAGGGGAAGCGGUUGAGGAAGUGGCGCAGUCGGAUGUGGCCUUCUUUCAAUUCUCGUCGGGGACGACGGGGAUGAUGAAGGCGGCGGCGCUGUCGCAUCGGAACAUGAUUGCGAUCGUGGCGCCAUGCCACUCCAUGCGGAACCCGGUGGCGGAGCGUCGUCGGGGAGGACCAGAAGCGACGCUUUUGACAGCGCCGCUGUUCCAUGCGAUGGGGUACGCCUUUUUGUUAAUAGGAUUGGCUCUGGGUGAGACGGCGGUGCUGAUCGGGGGCAGGACCAGCGUGAAGGAAAUUGUGCAGGCGGCGGAGAGGCACCGGGUGACCUCUCUGACAGCGGCGCCGCCCGUGGUGGUUGAGAUGGCGAGGUGGCCAGAGCCGUUGGACCUGGUGGCCCUGAAGUACGUGAUCUGCGGCGGCGCACCGGUCCCGGAGGCGGCGGCCGAGCAAUUCAUGAGACUGUUUCCCCAUGUGGAGCUCCGUCAGGGUUAUGGAUCCACUGAAGCUGGACCGAUAUCAGGGAUGAUAGGUCAGGAGGAGUGUCGUCGUCUGCGGUCGGUUGGCCGUCUCGCCGAAAACGUUGAAGCUAUGCUUGUGGAUACUACCACAGGAGAAAGAUUGUCAGUUGGGCAGACUGGAGAGCUAUGGCUUAGAAGCCCUUAUAUCAUGCUAGGUUAUGUGGGAAAUGAAGAAGCAAAUGAUGCCACCUUCGAUUCCAGUGGCUGGCUGAAAACAGGGGAUCUCUGCUACUUUGAUGAAGAUGGGUUUCUUUUCAUUGUGGAUCGGUUGAAGGAGUUGAUAAAGUGUGGAGCCUCCCAGGUUCCACCUGCUGAGUUAGAGCAUUUGCUUCAACUUCUUCCCGGCAUUGCUGAUGCUGCUGUGGUUCCAUAUCCUGAUGAAGAGGCAGGUCAAGUACCCAUGGCUUUCGUAGUACUACAGCCAGGAAUCAACCUCAAUGAAGAAGAAAUAAUGGAUUUCAUAGCCAAGCAGGUAAUACCAUACAAGAAGCUUCGCAAAGUUGUGUUCAUUGACUCGAUACCCAAAACACCAACUGGAAAGAUAGCGAGGGCAGAACUGCGCAACCAUUCAGUUUUCAGUUCCAUGUCUAAAACAUGAUUGUACAUAAAAUCCUAUAUGUAUUAUAAACCUAUUCCAAGUAUGAAAAUAAUCUCCUGGAGAAGAUACUCCUGCUAAGCUUGCAAAACAUGGAACUGAAAAUCAAAGUUUACAAGAGCAUUCGAAUGCCAUCGACUUAUAACAACACAUGCAAAUGUUCUUGAAAAGUGUACUUAUUAUGAAGAUUGUGUAAACUGAAGGCUGAGCCUGUGGUCCAUUUGAUUUAAAGAAUUCUUUAGUAGGAAAAAGAAGGUUGAUUAUCAGAUGUAGAGAUGAUAUUUUGUUUCUUUGAUGUUGUUGUUAUUGUGAAUUUGCAAUAAAAUUUAAUGUUAUUUGCAUAGCCCA